Messenger RNA from Microdochium trichocladiopsis, 1448 nucleotides. RefSeq lists its product as uncharacterized. The transcript is spliced from 2 exons. Lineage: Eukaryota; Fungi; Ascomycota; Sordariomycetes; Xylariales; Microdochiaceae. The coding region runs from base 1 to 1275 and encodes 424 amino acids. The record is from RefSeq and is a predicted model, not a curated record. Gene Ontology annotation, molecular function: DNA-binding transcription activator activity, RNA polymerase II-specific; zinc ion binding. Gene Ontology annotation, biological process: regulation of transcription by RNA polymerase II.
AUGCCACCGAUAUUGCCUCGAGGAGGCCGUCAGCGGCACUCCAAGUCGCGCAGUGGCUGUAGAAGUUGCAAGGAUCGCAAGGUCAAGUGUGGCGAGGAGCGGCCGUCGUGCCAGAACUGUCAACGGCGUGGCAUCUCGUGCAGCUUCACCAGCACGGCAGCCCGCCUGCCGCUGGCAAGAGCACUCCCCAUCCUUGCGGCCGAUGCCGCCGGCAACAGCAGCAACAGCACGGGUAGCUUUGCUGUGCUCGAUCUCGAGCUCCUUCAUCACUACACCGUUUCCACCGCCGCCACCCUCUCGUCCGAGCCCAUUGUCCGCAGCUGGUUCCAGGUCGAGGUCCCGCAACUGGCAUUCACGCACCCAUUUGUGCUCUCCUCGGUCCUGGCCCUCGCAGCCUCUCACCUCGCGCACUUCCGCCCAGAAGCCCGUCGCCGCUACGCCACGGAGGCCGCCGCACGCCACACGGUGGCCACUUCCCUGGCCAGCCCCUUGCUCUCCAAAAUCACGGCUUCCAACGCCGUGCCGCUGUACUGCUUCAGUAUCCUGACGUUGUUCAUCUCCUUUGCCAGCCGCCGUGAGGACGAGGAGCUGUUUUCACGCAACGACAGCGUCGUCCCGAGCUGGCUCAAUCUCUUUCGCGGCGUGCGAACUGUCCUCGAGUCCAACAACCGCCACAUCCUCACAUCAAAGAUUGCGUUCCUCUUCGGGACCAGCACCACCGUCAACAAGAAGUGGGACUCACAUCAAUCAGAGCCCGAAGCGCUCGAGGACUUUCGAACAUACAUAGUAGCAUCGGCAACCACGACCAACGCCACCCUGGCCACCACGGCAGCUCAUCGCAGCAUUGAAACACUCACCGAAGAGCAAUCAAACUACAUCCUUGAGGCCCUCGUAGACCUCAAGCGGGCCUAUUACGCCUUCUACGGCUCCACAUACUCCUCCACCGCCACGGCCACCUCCAACAACAACGCUGCCAGUAAUAACCCCGAUGGCAGUUCUACCGACGAGGCCAAGACCCGCAGCAUCUUCACGUGGAUGUACAAGCUCUCGGACGGCUAUGUCAGCAUGCUGCGCGCGCGGCAGCCGGACGCGCUGUGCUUGCUCGCCUUCUUCGGUGUGCUGCUGCAUCGCCUCGAACACAAGUGGUGGCUUCGGGGCUGGGGCGUGCACCUCGUCUCGCGAAUCCAUGCGGCCGUCAACGAUGCGCAUCGCUUCUGGCUCAGGUGGCCGAUUUUGGAGAUCGGUUGGAUUCCGCCGGUCGCCACGGAACCAUGAGACAAGAAUAACAGCCGAGGGAUGUGCAGGCAGAUCGUCGUGGUCGUCGAAGGGGGGCCGAACCCAGAUUCUGGUGUUAAUUAGUCUAGACCGCGCUCUCGAAAAAAAUCAAUCAGAAGGUGCGGCGCGGGACUAGGAUGGCAGACUUCCUAUGCUUGAUGAGAGCCCGAAUC